CGGAUCGCAAAACAUACUUCCAGACUGGAAAAUGGCAUUUCUGAGGCCUUCUACUUUUCAAUCCUUGAUCCGGAAUACUAGGACACCUUUCCUGCGGGUCCAACAGAGACGAUGGGCGCAGGUGCACGAUGUCCGCUUCCUCGCCACGCAUCACGAUCCAAAGCUGGUGUUGGAGAGAUACCGGAACAAGCUAGAUGAGAAAGCUCAACAAGAAGGACACGGCUCCGUCGACUCACUGAAGGACGCAUACAAAGAGAAGAUCGAUGACUUCCGUCGCAAAGCGUCCACCAUUGUCACCCCGGAACCCUCGAAACCUACUCCCUCUCCAACAACAUCCGCAUCUCAUACUCCUCCCCCCCCACCUUCUCCCCAAGCCAACGCCGCAUCUGAAGCUUCUGGCAAAUCCUCCACGGGAAUCAAGCCUCUCAGCUCCUUCAUCGACGUCGAGAAAGUCCUCGACCUCCCACCAAAGGAGAUCGAAGCUAUCUGGCGUCUCCGCCAUGCCAGCAACCCCCACUCCGUCUGUGCCGUCAUCCCGGUAGAAACAUACCAGCGCAUUGCCUCGGCCGCUCGCCAAAACCCCCAAUUCGUCCUCCCCCUGCCCCGCACGCAAGCCGAGACCGAGCAAUCCGAGCAGCAGGGAGAUGAUGCCGCCAACGCCGGCGCAGAAAUCCACUUCCUUCAGUGGGCAUUUCAUCCGGCCGCUCCAACAGUCACUUCCGGACCUUUGGCUAGCUCUCACACCUCCACCGUUAUCUUCACCCAACUCGCCGCGUACCAGUUGCAUGGCUCCUACGCCCAGCCCCAUACGACUAUUACACACCACCUCGACCUAGCCGAUGAGAAGGGUCUAGUCCUCAUGCAUGGCCAGAUCAUGCCAGACUCGGGUAUUUCCUCCACUGACGCGACCUGGUUGGUUAGCUGUGUUCAGCGCUUCUAUGAUUUCGGUGGCCAGGCCAGUGGACGAAAGGGCGAGCUGCUUCGCUCGUUCACCAAGGGAGAUACCAACGUCUUCAAGAUCGAGGCGUUGCUGGAGGAGGCGGAGAAGUUGUAGAUUAUGUUACUCGUUUGAUUCUAGCGUUGUAUUACUUUUAACCUUUUCAAAAUUGGUUCUGUUUUUGGGAUAGACCUAGAAUACAGCAAUACUAUGUACGAUAGAUGGCACCGCUCAUGAUACUCAUUAUAGUCAUCCCCAUUUUGUGAGCCUUUGGCCAAGGGGUGGGGCUUCCUCUGGUUUUUGGUCUUUUAGUU
This is a messenger RNA of Aspergillus caelatus, 1251 nucleotides long. RefSeq names its product ATP11 family protein. The record is from RefSeq and is a predicted model, not a curated record. Bases 32 to 1054 code for a protein of 340 amino acids. Gene Ontology annotation, cellular component: mitochondrion. Lineage: Eukaryota; Fungi; Ascomycota; Eurotiomycetes; Eurotiales; Aspergillaceae. Gene Ontology annotation, biological process: mitochondrial proton-transporting ATP synthase complex assembly. The transcript is spliced from 2 exons.